Molecule: messenger RNA, 1935 nt
Organism: Penicillium olsonii
Lineage: Eukaryota; Fungi; Ascomycota; Eurotiomycetes; Eurotiales; Aspergillaceae
Source: the annotation of a GenBank genome assembly
AUGGAUACUUUCCUUACCGGGCUUACCCGGCAAGCAAUGAACUAUGCCAUUCGAUCAGGGAUCGCCAUAACUGCUAGCUAUGCUAUGCGCCAGUCCUCGCGCCUACUGAAAAAUGUUGAGAGCGAGGACCGCGAUGAGCUUCUUUCAUUGCAACAGCGCCUUGAGAGCAAGAUACAAGUCAUUGCUCCCUCUAUUGACAUGAUCGAGCUGAUUGCUGCUCGAGGCAAUACGUCAUUAGAAUCUGCGGUCACCCUGACCAAAUCUCUAAGAUGGGACAUUCAGGCCUUGGGCCAGCGACUGGCUAAGGCCGCUGCCUCUGAAGAGUUGAGACGAAAGGGAGCAAAGUCAUCCAAAGAUCGGUCACACAGCGAGAUGGAAAUCAAGCUAAUCAUCAAAGAUAUCAAAAGACUGUUGAUGCGCAUCGAAGAUGCCGUGCCACUGAUGAAUCUGGCCAUCACAACUUCUGGGGCGAAAUUAUCUACCAAUCUUCCAGCAACUGUGUCGCCAUCCCGACUCCUCCAGGCUAGCACCUUUCUCACUGCAGGCGACACGCAGUACUCCAUGUCGCCAUCUCAGGCAGUUCAAGUGGGCCCAACCUUCACACUUUCUAUGUAUAUGCUGUUUGCCGGCCACUUGCGCCCUCAUGAUGAAGAAUCCUUCCGCGAGGCAACCUGGAAGGAAGUCAUGCAUAAGGCUCGUUUGAAGCUACGACGUGUUCCUAUGCAUGCGCUACAUCCUCCGGAUCAACGCCCUAAAGGAAAGCUACCAGGACCAGGCGGAGCUGAUGAAUACACGUACCAAGUUCUAUUGAUUGAAGAUUUGGACGAUGGGCGUGUUCAUACAUUUGAUGAGAAUGAGCCACAGCCUCAAAGCUUUGAGGGUGUGUCUACAGCAGGCAUACGGGAGAUUCUCCCUAUCCACCAGAUUUCCAAGAUUUUCUAUGCCGACACUGGAAGAAUCCUCAACUUCAGUGCGGAAGGAGAAAUAAAUAACCCAGUACUUCUCCUGAAAAGAGACAUCAACGCAGUUCCUCCUCGGCGCAUGAUGGAACACGACGAACUAGACAACGUCACUCCAACGGGAUCAGAAGAAGAAUCAGAAGACGAGGAACAGGCUCAGCUCGAUGCACAAUUGAAUGGAGACCACAAUCCAGGAAAUGAGAGCUUCGGCUCACUCCACCAAGACUCCAUACCCGAAGAAUGGCGUCUUCCUUCUGGGCUGGAUCCAGAAUGGAUCGCAUUCGAAGUCUUCAACGAAGACGAAACCUCUGAUACCGAGUCCGAAGCCGAAGCUACAGAAGACUCUACCGAAUCCUCAAUCGAUCCAGCUCUAAUGGCCAAGCUCUCCAUAGAAAGCAAUGAUCGCUCCUCGCCUCCAUCAACACCACCUCGCAGCAAACAACCCCAAUCAACAGCCUCAGCAACCGUCUCAAACCCACACUUCGAAAACAUCCGCACCUCACUCUCCCUUCUCGAGACUCUCCUCCGUUUGACCUCCUUACAACAAUUCCAACAACAGUCCCAUCUCGCCAUCAGCGAUGAGCUCCUCAACUUCUUCUUAGAAGAAUCUGCAACCACUGGUGCCGGUGGCGACGAACAACACCGCCAGCGCCUUCGCUCCGAUGCCCGUCGCCGAGUCGGUUGGGACCCUUACAAUGAAAGUCCGGUCAAGCAUCGCGGCGAGGAUUACCAGUAUGGCUGGGAGCCUGGGAGCAGUCCUUAUCAACACGGCGGUGAUCCCUACUCGCCUAGUGGACGUGCACAGGGCUUCCACCUUCGUUCGAGAGAGAACACCCCCGAGACUCCGGUGCGUAAAGGCUCGCCGGGGGUUCGUCCUAGUGGCCUGCGUGACAUGACACCUGCAUAUGGGAGCUCACCUAUCUCGAUGAAAGGUUAUUCAGCGCCAAGAGAUGCAGAACCUGGGAGGGCGGAUUGA